UGAAAAGCGAACGAUAAAAAAAAUAUCUGUGAAUAUUAAUAUGUUAACUGAUAUUGCACCGACGGCGGCUAACACAAGCCAAUUUUACGGCGCACAGCUUCAAACAAUUGGGAUCACAAACAUAGCACAAAAUAAAUCUGAACAAUCUGGAAGUUUAAAAGGAACACCGUUGGCAAUGCUUGCCGCACAGUGUAAUAAAUUAUCGAAUAAAUCUCCGCCACCAUUGGCCGACGCUGCUGUUGGCAAAGGCUUUCAUCCGUGGAAAAAAAGUCCACAACAAUUGUCAUCAGGCCCUCAAUCUCCUAACCAAAUGUCACCACAACAUAAUAGUAACAACAACAACAACAACAAUAUAUCUUCAAAUUUAACUAUGCAGCGAAACAUUUCAGGGAGUCCAAUGAACCACACGAUUGCUCCAACAAGUCGUGUUUGCUCUUCUGGAUCCGUUCACACACCAUCUUAUGGUAGUGAUCUUUACUUUCCAGGCGCAACAGCGUCUUCUGCAAUAUCCGAUAAUCAUCACCACAUUCAUCAGGGACUUUUAGGGAAGGUCGAAGUUGGAUCUGUAUACACUCGACAUCCUUACGAGUGGCCUUUUAAUACAGUCACAUCUCAUAAAACUGAUAAUGGUGGUUGGUGGGAUAUGCAUUCAGCGGCAGCAGCUGGAAGUUGGUUAGAUAUGGGAUCUGGCAUGCAUGCUACCAUGGCAAACUAUGCAGCAGCUGGAACAACCGACUACUCCCCUUUGACACAUUCAUUAUCAAAUACAGCUCAUUUAUUAGGAUCAGGUCAACACCUUCUUCAAGAUACGUAUAAAAGUAUGAUACCAGCACAAUCAGUUGGAAAUUUCUCAUUGUCACACGCCCCAACGUCUUCUCCACCGGCACCAACGACCACGUCAACAACAACACCUUCUAGACCAAAUCGGCGUUAUGCUGGUCGUGCAACAUGUGAUUGCCCAAAUUGCCAAGAAGCUGAACGUCUCGGCCCUGCUGGUGUACAUUUGAGGAAAAAGAAUAUUCAUAGUUGUCACAUACCUGGAUGUGGUAAAGUGUAUGGUAAAACUAGCCAUCUGAAGGCACAUUUACGUUGGCAUACUGGAGAACGUCCGUUUGUUUGCAAUUGGCUUUUCUGUGGUAAAAGAUUUACGCGAUCUGAUGAACUUCAACGGCACUUGAGAACUCACACCGGUGAGAAAAGCAGAUUCGCUUGCCCGGUGUGUAAUAAACGAUUUAUGAGGUCAGAUCAUCUUGCAAAACAUGUAAAAACUCAUAAUGGGACAACUACUGGUACUGUUAAAAAGGGCUCGUCAGAUUCUUGCAGUGAUUCUGAAGAGCAGAACACAAGUGAUCUUCAUCAAAAUUCACCAGGUGGAAACAACAAUAACACUUCGCCACAUAAUUAUAACAUUUCGUUAGCAUCAACAAGCGUCGAUCCUAAUGGGCUGCAUAUUCAACAUCAACACAAUACGAUGGUGCUAACGCCUCACCAGAUUAAUGCUCCAUUGUUACAUCAUAAUCUACAGCAGCAUCACCACCCUCCAAGUCCCGAUUUAGAUCACACGAAUCAUUUGGACAUUAAAACAGGAAUUGCAUGAAGUUCACUUACUUCGUGCGCUUCUCACAAUAAUUUUACUUUACAAAGCAUUUAGAAAGAGAGAAAAGAAAUCUCAUAAAAUAUUUUGAUAUCACAUGCUUUAGAUUCACAGAAAACGCCCGAAUUACGGAAGCGCGAGAAUUGUUUUUAUUUUUUGCAAAAUUAUGUAUGAUAUGAUUUCAAAGAUAAAUAUUUACAAGUACAAAUUCAUGUGUAAUGGAUCAUUUUUUUCUGCAAUGAAUAUUUCCAGAUUGGUAAUUAAAUUAGUGCGGGAAAAAAUCGAACGAAAGGUUGAAAAUUUUGAUAAAAGAAAAAACUUGAAUCGUUUGAUAAACAUCAGAAAUAUUUCCGAAUAUUUGGAAAUCAUAAAUUACAACAUAAAUGUGUGAAUAUUCGUGUAAAGCUAAAGGAAAAAUAAAUAUCUUUAAAAGAAUGUAUAAAAGGAAAAUUAAGUUGGGUAAAUAUAGAUAAGUCCUUCCUUGAGCAUAAAUCUUUCAAUGUAUUAAUGUUUCAAGAAAAACAAAAUCCUUCAAUGUAGUUAAAAUAUUUGCUCUUAGAAAAUUCUUUUAUUUUUGACUGCAUUAAAUUA
This is a messenger RNA of Clunio marinus, 2185 nucleotides long. Lineage: Eukaryota; Metazoa; Arthropoda; Insecta; Diptera; Chironomidae. The record is from the annotation of a GenBank genome assembly.